Messenger RNA from Nakaseomyces glabratus, 1575 nucleotides. It is a transcript of the gene KCH1, whose product is annotated as Kch1p. Gene Ontology annotation, cellular component: plasma membrane. NCBI's taxonomy places the organism in Eukaryota, Fungi, Ascomycota, Saccharomycetes, Saccharomycetales, Saccharomycetaceae. Gene Ontology annotation, molecular function: potassium ion transmembrane transporter activity. The record is from RefSeq and is a predicted model, not a curated record. Gene Ontology annotation, biological process: potassium ion transmembrane transport.
AUGCUGGGGAACGACUGGAAGUAUUCCAUCAACUCGAGAACAUUUGAUGAUCUGGAGGAGGAAGAGUUUAAGAACUACAAGUUCAAAACUGUACUAAGUUAUAUCUUUGAAAUUGGUGUAAUGAAUGGUCUGAAGGUUGCAUUCUUUGUAUCGGAUAUCUACACCUGUGUUAAGCUUUUGGCGUAUAAUAGCUGGUCUAAUAAUGUCAUCAAGCCAUAUAUUUCAUUCAAGGUGACCAAGUGGUUAUUUACAGCCUGUAUUUUUGCAUCAAUUGUUAUCCUUCUCAUAGAGGCAGCUAUUGGUUUUAGGAUUUAUCGUACCAGAAAUAUUUCUUUGACUUAUGUGAACAACUUUUCUAGAAACACAUACUCAAUUAAAUCAUAUUCGAAAUUCUGCGUUUACAAUAAGAUAACACCAAAAGGGUUUUUUCAAAAAGUUUCUUUCUUCACAUUUUUUGAGCUCAGAAAUUGUAUAAGGCUCCUUUUUACCGACACUCCAAGACAGGUAUUCAACGCGUUGACCCUAUGGUCUGUACUUGUCACAGUUAAUAACGGUGCCGACUUGGGAAGACUGGAAACAUUUCAUGGAUUAAUCAAUAAAAUCAAAACUAUCGCUGAUACAAAUCAUGCAGAAGCGGUGAUAUUAUCAUUCAUGCUGUUCUCUUUUGUAUUAUGGGCAUUCUUUAUGUUUAAGUUUUGCUUAGCCUUAUUGUCUUCCAUUUUUGUUUACUAUAACCUAAUUAGAAGACACAGAUACGGUAGUCUAAAAGCAUUCGUUUGCAUAACAAUCGACAAGAAAGUCGACGAGAUGGUUAAACAGCAUAAGAGUAAGUCUGCAUUCCAGAGUAUCACUAAAACAACAUUAUUACAAUCGAACUCGAUGCUGGAUAUCAAGCAAGAUUUAGAGAAAAAUACAGCAGAAACAACUUACGAGAUAUACAAGAAACCCAAUUAUGAUUCUGUAAGAUCUAACUUACAUCUAGUGAAUAGCAGUAUAGAAGACGGGUCUACUUCCGAAGAAUAUGAAUUGAUGUAUGAGGAACCAAUGGUGAGGAACUCUGUUAUUGACGGCAAUGACUUAUUGUUGGAUUCUAAGUUUAACGCUAAGCGUGACUUCAACCAAUAUUAUCAAAAUGCUGCACGUAACCAGAGUAAUUCCCAAGAUGUAAUCAAGGAAGAGUACGAGCCCAACUUUGACGUUAUGGAUUAUGCAUAUAGUAAUGGAAGUAACGAAUGUCAUGAUGAUGAUACGGUUUGGAAAGAUUCCGUACGUAGUGGAAUCAGUGAUAAUAUAAAUUACGGCCAUUCGUCUUCACGUGAACUCGAUGACGUUACCCAAUCUGUAUACCCCCCACAAACUAUCGAGAUCUCAAGACAGAUGCCAAUUAAUAUGUCUACACAUACCUUAGAACAUGUCAGUUCUUCUGUUACAUUAGAUCAGCAGCCCAGAAGAUCUAGAAUACCACCACCACCAAUCAAGACAGCAUUCAUUGACCAAGAUAUUCAACAACUACAUGUAUACACACCGGAUCAAGCAUAUUUUAAUGAGUUCACAAGAAACCAACACAAAUUCUAA